AUGGCUUCAGGGAUGGAAGAAAAGACUGUCGGCCUCAGCCGUGCCGACAGCACCAACAGCAACAAGCUCGGGACUGUUAUGUCUGGCACCAAUGCUGCUGUUGCUCAACAGUAUGGCGAGACCCAGCGUGGUCUCAGCCCUCGCCAUGUCCAGCUGAUGGCUAUCGGAGGUUCUAUUGGUACCGGUCUUUGGGUCGGUAUUGGCGGUGUCUUGUCCAAGGCCGGCCCUCUCAGUCUCGUUCUCGGUUACACUUUCUGGGGUCUCCUCUUCAUCUGGCCGCUCAACUUGUCUGUCGCCGAAAUGUGCGCCUACCUGCCCAUUCGCGGUACCAUCUUCGAACUCGCCUCUCGCUUUGUUGACCCUGCUCUCGGUUUCGCCAUGGGAUGGACUUACUUCUUCGCCGGUCUCAUGUUGGUUUGUACGGAAUACAGCGCUGUCGCAACGGUCAUUCAAUACUGGAACGCGGAUAUCAACCCGGCUGCCUGGAUUGCUGUGGCCAUGGUCUCCUGUGUGGCGGUCAACUUGGUUGCAGUCAAGUACUACGGAGAAUCUGAGUUCAUCAUGGCUUCGACAAAGGUCAUACUGCUGAUCGGCCUGUGCCUUAUCACCCUCAUCACCAUGUCCGGCGGCAACCCUAUGAACGACGCCUAUGGAUUCCGUAACUGGGGCGACGGCAACUACAUCCACGCCUACUUCACCGACGGGUCGACCGGGAGGUUCUUGGGAUUCUGGAAGGUUGUUAUCUACGCUGCCUUCACCAUUGCCGGUCCCGACAUGAUCGCCCUCGCCGCUGGUGAGAUCCAAAACCCCCGCCGCACCAUCCCCCGCGUCGCCAAGCUCAUCUUCUACCGCCUUGUCGGUUUCUACGUUGUCGGUGUUCUGUGCGUCGGCAUCAUCUGCAGCUCCCGCGACCCCGACUUGCUCGGCGCCAUUGAGAGCGGCGAGCCCGGUGCUGGUGCUUCCCCUUGGGUCGUUGGUAUCAAGAACCUCCACAUCAAGGCUCUUCCCGAUAUCAUCAAUGCCUUCAUUCUCCUCUCUGGAUGGUCCUGCGGUAACGCUUACCUCUACUCGACUUCCCGCACUCUCUAUGGUCUCGCUCGCGACGGACAGGCCCCCAAGUUCCUCCUCAAGUGCACCAAGGCCGGUGUUCCCAUCUACUCCGUCCUUGUCGUCACUGUCAUCUCCUGCAUCACCUUCCUUGUCUCGUCAAACAGCGCCGUCGAUGUCUUCUUCUGGUUCGUCGACUUGACCACCACCGCCCUGAUCAUGACCUACACCUUCAUGCUCAUCACCUACAUGGGCUUCUACCGCGCCCGCAUGGCCCAGAACUUCCCUCCCGAGACGCUCCCCUACCUGUCUCCCUGGACCCCGUACUUCCCCGGUCUGGCUCUGCUUUUGGGCAUCCUGGCUCUCAUCUUUGUCGGUUUUGACAACUUCUAUCCCUUCAGCGUGAGAGGCUUCAUCACCUCCUACUUUGGCCUCAUCUUUGGUGUCGUCACCUUUCUCAUCUGGAAGGUUCUGAAGAGGACCCGCUUCGUUCACCCCAAGGAGGCAGAUCUCAUCAGCGGAAAGGCAGAGGUUGAUGCCGAGUGCCGUCAUUGGGAGGAGGGUGGCAUCGAGGAGGAGAACCUGGGAAAAGAUGUGGUAAAAGUUGCCGGUAGCAUAACGAUAAUAUUUGAUGUUUCAAUGACUAUAACAUUCUGUCAAACGUUCGACUAUCAUUCUUUCUUGACAUACGUUAACCCCGGCCAGCUUGUGCUCCCAUUAGAGCCAAUGCAACCGACACAAUCCCUGGAACUACGCUGCGUCCUUCCAUCUGACUGCAUCAAGUCGCUCGCUCGCUCGUUCUUUGACGGACAUGAUUGCCAACAUAACGUUCUGGUAGCUCAGCAGGGAGAGCGGCAGGUGCCGUUCACCGCGGUCCUGCAGGUCGUGUGUUCAAAUCAUACCCAGAGCCGAAUAUCAUUUUUGCUUAUUCUACUUACUCAGUUUUCGAUCUACGGUGUCAUUACAGCGCCUAUUCCAAGCCCCAUAACAUUUAGUGUCCAUGCAGAUUCGUGUUCUAGAUGCAACUUCAACUCACUUGGCGCGGCUCUCGUUGCGAAACCGGCUUAUCCCACCGGGUCUAAGAUGCUCAAAUUCUCCAAACUCAGGCGAUCAUUUACUAUAGCCCCAUGCGCGACCGCCAAAGCCAAAUGUGACCGGAAAGCUGUGACAUGUUCCCGGUGCCACCAGCGGGGCCUCCCAUGUCUCUAUCCACAGACUCGGACGAUCCCUUCAUCCGCGCCGGGUGCUGCCGGUCUGCAUUCAGAGGCUGAAGCCGAGGUCGAUACGGACCGCGUAGCAACCACGAUAUCCGCGACUGUGGAAGCGAACGCGGGGUUCUCGCCGUUUCGAAUCAUUCCGUCAAACGAGACGAGCGCUUCCUUCCGGGCGGGCGAACUGCUGGCCACAGACACCGAUCGAUCAGACGUCCUCAAGCCUGAUGUGUUCGACUUCUCGGACAUGAGCCUUGUCUGCACCAUCAACGCUGAUGACAUUGCCAAUCGAUGGCUGAAUAACUUCGUCCCAAUACCGGGACAAUUGGCAAAGAACUACUCGCCGAGUAUAUCGGCUUUCAUCCAGAGGAUUCUGGAAUCCUACGUAGAUUGUUCCAUCCGCGGGCGCAAGGUUCCUCCUUUUGUACAUUGGUCCCAGAUAACUCUGCCAUCCAGCCAACCCUUGUCAAAUUGUCUUAGGGCCAUUCGAAGCUUUGGUGGGCCCGAUGUGGCAGGCGCCGAGGCCGUAGCCAACGAACUCAAGGUAGAGAUGGCGAGGCUUUACAGCCAACACGCCUCCUACGAUGAUAUGGCACUUCUCGCAGCAUUUCAAACGCAUCUUAUUUACGCCAUGGUCAUCUUUUUCAAAUUCGGGAAAGCUUAUCACCCAUUUCUACGGGAGGCCAUGAUGAGUACCCAGGACCUCGCAUGUGCGGUGGCGAAGAAAGGACUCACGUGCGUUUCCGGAGAUGAGCCCCGUCCCAGGUGGGAGUGCUGGAUUGCCGCCGAGGCUAAACGAAGAACUCUGUUCACGAUGUGCCCCUUCGAUAGCGCCCUGCUGACACAUGACGGCCUCUCAACUCAUCUUGCCACCGAGUUACGCGGGUUAUCAGCGCCGGCGUCCAAGGCGUUGUGGGAGACUCGAACGAGGCGCGACUGGAGAGGUGUAUAUGACCUUCAGCGAGCAGAAUGGCCAGAUAGUUGGCUGGCUAUCGACGAAUUAUGGCCUGUGCCUGGAAAUUUCAGCGAGACUGAAGUUAUCCACAGGCGUACAAGAGUAAAAGCAUGGCUGGAGGACCUAGACGAAUUCGGCACAAUGAUAUAUGCUGUGACCAGCGGUACCCACGGUACCUGA
Messenger RNA from Colletotrichum lupini, 3393 nucleotides. RefSeq names its product amino acid permease. Bases 1 to 3393 code for a protein of 1130 amino acids. Gene Ontology annotation, biological process: amino acid transmembrane transport; regulation of DNA-templated transcription. Gene Ontology annotation, cellular component: membrane. The record is from RefSeq and is a predicted model, not a curated record. The transcript has 7 exons. Gene Ontology annotation, molecular function: amino acid transmembrane transporter activity; zinc ion binding; DNA-binding transcription factor activity, RNA polymerase II-specific. NCBI's taxonomy places the organism in Eukaryota, Fungi, Ascomycota, Sordariomycetes, Glomerellales, Glomerellaceae.